This is a messenger RNA of Chenopodium quinoa (quinoa), 1398 nucleotides long. Its product is annotated as outer envelope pore protein 37, chloroplastic-like. NCBI's taxonomy places the organism in Eukaryota, Viridiplantae, Streptophyta, Magnoliopsida, Caryophyllales, Amaranthaceae. The transcript is spliced from 6 exons. The record is from RefSeq and is a predicted model, not a curated record. Gene Ontology annotation, biological process: monoatomic cation transport. Gene Ontology annotation, molecular function: monoatomic ion channel activity. Gene Ontology annotation, cellular component: chloroplast outer membrane. Bases 102 to 1124 code for a protein of 340 amino acids.
CCUUCACAUUUUUACCAACAACAAAAUAAAAUUUCCCACUUUCUCUCUCCUCAAACCAUUUCCAUCCACUCUCUCUUCUCACUCUCCUCAAACCUCCAUCAAUGGCGACCACCGAAUCACCUCCACAACCUCAAGACUCCCUCAUCCUCUUCAGCGGCCCUUCCUCCUUCCAACCCCAACCUCCUCCACCUCCGCCGCCGUCUCCGUCGUCGCAGAAAUCGCCGGCGUUUGGACUGUUCUCAUUCCAGAAACGUCCGCCGUUGCGAGUCACAACAGAAUUCGACAGCGAAAGCUCGGUGUUCUUCCACAAAGUAUCGUCAAAGCUUUUCAAUGGAUUGGCUAAAUUGAAAUUCACUUUCCAUAAUAAUCCCAAGGGUGAAGUUGCUGAGCCGCAAAUCGCUCUUAUUACGAAGCAUCUUGCUAUUCAUUAUGAUGUUGAGGAACAGAAUGCGUUGGUUAAAGGGUUUCUUGAUGUUGGCCCUAAUCUUAAACUUAAGGCUGCUCAUAAUAUCCAGGCACGACAAGGAGAAGUCUCAUUGGCAGCAAAUCUCUCUGAUCCAGGCUACAAAUUUGAACUGGCCACUGAUUUUCCUUCUAUUGGUCUGCCAAAGGCAACUUUAACAUUUCCUUGUGGUGAAGUUUCAUUAGUUGAGAAAGAUGAUGAAGAUUUGAAGAGAGUUUUGUCAGUAAGUGGUAUUGCGAAAGGUUCAAUUCUCAAUGGCCUUUGCACUGCUGUGUACUGCGAUGAAACUUUGAAACUAAGAUACUCAUAUAAGGAUGAUGAAAUGUCAUUUAUUCCAAGCAUUUCUUUGCCUUCAAAUGCUGUUUCAUUUGCAUUCAAGCGACGCUUUGGUCCUUCAGACAAAUUAAGUUACUGGUACGACUUUGAUACAAAUUAUUGGAGUACUGCGUACAAGCAUACUGUUGGCAAAGAUUAUAAGUUUAAAGCUGGGUAUGAUUCCGAGGUCAGGCUUGGAUGGGCGUCACUUUGGGUUGGAGAUGAAGGUGGUAAAGCUAAAGCUGCGCCGAUGAAAAUGAAAGUGCAAUUCAUGCUUCAAGUGCCUCAGGAUGAUAUAAAAUCUUCAGUUUUGAUGUUCCGGGUAAAGAAGAGGUGGGAUAUAUGAUAUAGUGUAGGCAGGGUUUUUUUUUUCUUUUUUAUUGGGUGCUUAGUCUUUAAGCUCCAUAAUGGAUUUAGAGAAGAUGUUAAUCAAUAGGCAUUUUUGUUUCUGCAAAUAUAACUCUUUUGUAAUUUAUUGAUAUUUGCACUUAUAUAAUUUAAUGUGAGGAAUAUUUGAGAAGCCAGGUACGUAAUUGGGGUAUUAUUCACGAGGUGUGUUAUAACUCUAUACAAUAUAUUAUCUCCUUUGUUUUUAAUACUAGUAACACUUUAACUUUUAA